AUGAUGUCUAUGCGCUCGUUGAGGCCUUUGACUGUCGCCGGUGGCCGUAAGGCCCUCCAGCAGCGCUCUGUGAUGGGUGUCGCCGCCCAGGCUUCCCGUUUCUACUCGACUCAGGACCCCAAGGCCAAGGCUCAGUCCAUCAUCGAUGCCCUGCCCGGUAACUCCGUUCUCUCCAAGUCUGGUAUCUUGGCUACUGGUUUCGCCGCUGCCACUUAUGCAGUUGCUAACUCUCUCUACGUUGUCAACGCCGAGACUGUCUUGCUGACCUGUUUCUUCGGUUUCAUAGCUGUUGUCUCCAAGACGGCUGCUCCCGGUUACAAGGUCUGGGCUGAGGGUCACGUCAACCACAUCAAGAACACGCUGAACAAGGCCCGCGAGGACCACGUCGUCGCUGUUCAGAACCGUAUCGAUAACGUCGAGAAGCACGGUGAUGUCGUUUCAACCACCAAGGACCUUUUCGCUAUCUCCAAGCAGACCGUUGAGCUUGAGGCCAAGGCUUUCGAGCUCAAGCAGCAGGUCGACUUGGCCAAGGAGGCCAAGGAGGUCCUCGACUCCUGGGUCCGCUGGGAGGCUCAGAUCCGCGCCCGCGAGCAGUCCGACCUCUACGCUGCUGUUAUCGCCAAGGUCGACAAGGCCCUCGAGUCCGACAAGUUCCAGAAGGACAACCUCAACCAGGCCGUUGCAGAGAUUGAGCGUCUUUUCAAGAAGAACUAA
Messenger RNA from Wickerhamiella sorbophila, 714 nucleotides. RefSeq names its product ATP synthase subunit 4, mitochondrial. Gene Ontology annotation, biological process: proton motive force-driven ATP synthesis. The record is from RefSeq and is a predicted model, not a curated record. Lineage: Eukaryota; Fungi; Ascomycota; Dipodascomycetes; Dipodascales; Trichomonascaceae. The transcript has a single exon. Gene Ontology annotation, molecular function: proton transmembrane transporter activity. The coding region runs from base 1 to 714 and encodes 237 amino acids.